AUGCAAGUCUUCCAGAUAGCCAUAACUACGUUCAAUAAGUUCAGUACCGUUUGUACGUCACAGCCCACGUGGGUGUGGGACCAGACGGAUCUUUGGGAGUUUGUUCCUUUGACAGAACCUGCUUUUGUCCAAAAUCUCGACCCAAUAUACGUGCCUACCAAAAACCACAGACUGGAAACUCCUUUCGAUGAAGAUUCCCAAACCCUUAUUUCCAAUAUUGAUUAUAAUAAUUCCAAAAGCAAACAUUAUCCCAAUGAUGAUAUUGAUACUACUUACACUAAUACAAUCAACAGCGGAGACAAUCAAACUUUGGCUAGAGAGUGA
Messenger RNA from Saccharomycopsis crataegensis, 324 nucleotides. RefSeq lists its product as uncharacterized. Bases 1 to 324 code for a protein of 107 amino acids. The record is from RefSeq and is a predicted model, not a curated record. Lineage: Eukaryota; Fungi; Ascomycota; Saccharomycetes; Ascoideales; Saccharomycopsidaceae. The transcript is spliced from 2 exons.